Ictalurus punctatus (channel catfish) is the source of this 8416-nucleotide messenger RNA. It is a transcript of the gene arid1aa, whose product is annotated as AT rich interactive domain 1Aa (SWI-like). Lineage: Eukaryota; Metazoa; Chordata; Actinopteri; Siluriformes; Ictaluridae. Gene Ontology annotation, molecular function: DNA binding; nucleosome binding. The record is from RefSeq and is a predicted model, not a curated record. Gene Ontology annotation, cellular component: brahma complex; nBAF complex; SWI/SNF complex. The transcript has 20 exons. Bases 325 to 7098 code for a protein of 2257 amino acids. Gene Ontology annotation, biological process: positive regulation of DNA-templated transcription; chromatin remodeling; regulation of transcription by RNA polymerase II.
UUGUUGCAGUGUGUGUCGGUAAAAUGGCUGUAUGAGCCUCGUGCUGGUGUGAUCCGUUCCUCCGCUGUAGUCUAGUUCUGUAAUAGAAACCCCCACAAAUUCCGUGUCGGUUAAAUUCAUUCCCUGGGAACACAGUUUACUGUUCAGAGUGCUUCUAAAAAGCAGUGCUAACGGUGCAGCCCGGAUUCGGUCCGGCGGUAAGGGGAGGGGAUGACUCGAGAUACGGGCAAAUGGUUGUAAAACUGUUGUAUUUACGUUUCGAUGUUUAGCGUUCGAUUGUGACUUGACUCGCCGAGAGGGAGAGAGAGAGAGAGGGGGGUUAUCAUGGCCGCUCAGGUCGCCAGCGCUACCUCUCUCAACAGCAGCCCGCCUUCCGAGCUGAAAAAAGCGGACCGAGACCCAAAGGAGGAGUCGGUACCGGCCGAGAAGCAGCAGGAAAAUAAGGAUCCGGGAUCAGAGAUCGGAUCACCGGGCCGCGGCGAGCUGCACGAGCGGCCCGAGCCUGGCAAUGCUACGGGAGGAGGAGGAGGAGGAGGGGAGUCCGAGAUGAAGAACGGCAACGGCAAUCCUCCGCGGCUCACCAAUAAUCAAAAUGAUCCUGCCGGACCCGAAGCGAAUAACCACCCGGGCAUGGCCCAUCAGCACCACGGGUCCGGUUUUCCACCGCCGUCCUACGGCUACACUCACCACUACGCACGGGGCCCUUUUCAUCAACAUGGCGGACAACAAAGCCCUGGCAUGGCAGCCGCGGCGCCCAGCAACAUGAUGGAACCGUAUGGACCGAAUUCGCACGACCACGGCUUCCCGAACCAUCAGUUCAACAGCUACGGACAAUUUCCGAACCGAGCGCCGUACCCGAGCCCGGGCUACGCCAUGAACUCUCCGCGCAGCGCUCCGGCUCAGGCGGCUAAGCAGCAGCAGCAGCAGCCAGCGGGAGGAUCUCCGACUAUGGCCGCGUCCUACAAUAAUCAGCGCUAUAAUAUUGCAAAUCCACAGGCCACGUCCACACCGACUCUAAAUCAACUCCUAACCUCGCCGAGCUCCAGCCGCGGAUACAGCAAUUACCCGCCGAGCGACUACAACAACCAGGAAGGCGCUAACAAGGGAGCCGCGGAUAUCAGUGCUGCUGCCCAGUAUGGAGGGGGCCAUCCGGGCUGGCAACAAAGGAGCCAUCACCCGCCACCCAUGAGCCCGGGAAGUACGGGUCAAACCCUCGGUAGAAACCAGACUCCGGGUUCGAUGGAUCAGAUGGGGAAGAUGCGAGGCCAGCCAUAUGGCGCGGGAAGCCCAUAUACCCAGCAGCCCCACCAAGGACCUCCAGGGGGCCAGCAGGGUCCUGCAUAUCCAGGCCAGGGUUAUGGGCCGCCUGGUCCUCAGAGAUACCCAAUGGCCAUGCAGGGUCGCAUGCAGUAUGGCCAACAGGUGGCAUACGGACAGCAGGGACCAGGUGGUUAUGGGCAGCAGGGGCAGCAGCCUUAUUACAGUCAGCAGGGCCCAGGCACUCACCCGGGUCAGCAACAGUCACCGUACCCUCACCCUACCCAGCCAUCUGCACCUCACGGACAGGGUGGCCAUCCCUACCCGCAGUCUCACAUGCCUCAGCAGUCCCAGGGGCCAUUGGGCGUGCCCCCACCUGGGCCAUCUCAAUCCCAAACUCCCUACUCUCAGCCCCCUACACCACAGUCCACUCAGUCCCCAUAUCCUCAGCAACAGACGCCCCAGUCCCAGCCUCCUCCGCAGGGAGCCUCUCAAGCUCCUCCAGCAUCACAGGCGCAGUCCAACUAUACUCACAGCCAAGGAGCCCAGCAACCACCAUCACAACAGACCCCGCAAGCACCUACGCCAGCCUCCCAGCAGCCCACAGUGCAAGGGCAGACUUCCUCAUAUUCCCAGAAUCCUUCGCAGCAGCAGCAGUCUUCUUAUCAGCGUUUUCCUCCCCCUCCUCAGGAGAUUUCCCAGGAAUCCUUUAGCUCACAGUCCAGUGCUACUGCCUCCAGUCAGCCUGUGGCCUCCACUAAAAGCUCCUCCGAGGACAUGCAGGGACGACCCUCCAGUCUACCUGAUCUGUCAGGCUCUAUUGAUGACCUGCCCACUGGUACAGAGGGAGCGCUCAGUCCUGGCGUUAGUACAUCUGGAGUGUCUAGCAGUCAGGGCGAACAGAGCAACCCAGCACAGUCUCCGUUUUCCCCUCACACUUCCCCUCAUCUCCCGGGCAUCCGUGGACCUUCACCCUCCCCUGUCGGCUCACCUGCUAGUGCCACAGCAUCCCGCUCUGGACCCCUCUCUCCAGCAGCAAUGCCAGGAAACCAGAUGCCUCCCCGGCCCCCUAGUGGUCAGUCUGAUGGUAUUUUGCACCCUGGUAUGAAUCAGCCUGGCAUGGGCCAAGAUAGAGGAUUCAUGCAAAGGAACCAAAUGCCACCUUAUGGCUCUCCUCAGUCUGGCUCUGCGUUGUCACCUCGGCAAUCGUCUGGAGGUCAGAUGCAUGGUGGAAUGGGACCUUUUCAGCAGAAUAACUCAAUGGGCAGCUAUGGGCCUCAGGGUGGCCAAUAUGGCCCACAAGGUUACCAAAGGCAACCAGGUUAUGGUGGCAUACCCAAUGCCAACUACCCAGGCCCUGGCAUGGGAGGAUCUAUGAAUCCUAUGUCUGGACAGGGGGGAGGCCCACCUUUUACUGGAAUGCCACCAAGUAGGAUGCCACAUGCACAGAUGGGUGGACGACCAUAUGGUCCUAAUAUGGGGCCCAACAUGGGUCCUAACAUGGGCCCCAAUAUGGGCAAUAUACCACCACAGGUUGGUUCUGCGAUGUGCCCUCCACCAGGCCUCAACAGGAAGCCACAAGAAGCAGCAGCUGCCAUGCAGCAUGGAUCUACCAAUUCCAUACACAACAGGAUGCCUGGUUAUCCCAGCAUGUCUCCUGGUAUGAUGGGCUCAGGACCUCCAUAUGGGCCCUCCAUGAACAAUAUGCCAGGAAUGAUGAACACCCAGGGACCACCCUUCCCCAUGGGUGGAAACAUGCCAAACAACAGCAGUGGUAUGUCCCCUGGUCCAGAAUUUGGUAUGGAUGGGAAACUCAGCCAGCCACAAAAGAUGAAUAACAAGGCUGAAGGGACACCCAAGUCAGACUCCAAAUCCAAGAAGUCAAGCUCCUCCACCACAACCAAUGAGAAGAUCACUCGUCUGUAUGAGCUUGGUUCUGAGCCAGAACGGAAGAUUUGGGUGGACCGUUACUUAGCGUUCAUUGAGGAGAAGGCAAUGGGCAUGAGCAACCUGCCUGCCGUAGGCCGCAAGCCCCUCGAUCUCUUCCGCCUUUACAUGUCUGUUAAGGAAAUUGGAGGUCUCACACAGGUCAACAAGAAUAAAAAGUGGCGAGAACUUGCCACCAGUCUGAAUGUUGGCACAUCCAGCAGUGCAGCUAGCUCACUAAAGAAGCAGUACAUCCAGUGUCUGUAUGCUUUUGAAUGCAAGAUUGAGCGUGGAGAAGAUCCACCACCUGACAUCAUGUCUGCAGAGGGCAAGAAGAACCAGGCUAAGGUCCAGCCACCCUCCCCAGCUGGAUCUGGUUCCCUGCAGGGACCUCAGACCCCCCAGUCCACAAGCAGUUCUAUGGCUGAGAGUGGGGAUUUGAAGCCUCCUACACCUGCUUCUACCCCACAUAGCCAGAUGCCCUCAAUGCAAAGUGGCAGGAGCAGUGUGAACCUUCAGGAUCCAUUUGCUGAUGGCAGUGACCCAGCAUUCUCUAGGAGAAACACCAUGACUCCCAACUCAGGCUACCAGUCUGGCAUGAGCACUCCGGAGAUGCCUGGCCGCAUGGGCCCUUAUGAGCCCAACAAGGACCCAUUUAGUGGCAUGCGUAAAGUUGGAGAGCCUUUCAUGGCUGGUGCACAGGGUCCUAACAGCAACCUUGGAGAGCAGUUUAACCGUGGAUCAGGAGGUCCAGUUGGGAAUAUGCCCAUGGGACAGAGGCAGCAGUAUCCAUAUGGAACAGGCUAUGAGAGAAGGCCAGAAUCAGGGAUGGGCCCAGAAAAUAAUAUGGGACCUGGAGUACCACAGCCAAACAUGAUGCCUUCCAACACUGACACUGGGAUGUACUCGCCGAAUCGCUACCCAUCGCAGCAACAGCGGCACGAUUCCUAUGGUAAUCAGUUUCCUGGCCAGGGUGCGCCUCCUGGUGGCUCGUACCCAAAUCAGCAACCAGGAAUGUUUCCACAGCAACAGACUAACUACAAGAGACCAGGGGAGGGAGGCUACCCUCCAGCAAAGCGCCAUCAUGAUGGUGAAAUGUAUGGCGGGCCAUUUGGUGCUCAGCAGCCACAGCAGCAGCCUCAGGCUCCUCCUAAUGCUCCUUCAGCAGCUCAGCCAGAAAUGUACAACCAGUUCAGCAGCUCUUACCCUGGACCAGAGCGGCGGCCUCCUGGACCACAAAACCAGUUCCCUUUCCCUUUUGGAAGGGAUCGCAUGCAGCCUGGCUCAGGCCCCAACUCUCAAGCGUCCAUGCCACCUCAGAUGAUGGGCAGCUCCAUGCAGUCAGGUCCUGAUGGCCCCCAGGCUGGUAUGUGGCAGGGCAGAAAUGAGAUGGGCUACCCCAACUAUCCAAACAGACAAGGACCCCUUGGUGGACCUGCGCAGGGCCCAGGAUAUCACGGCAUGAACCGAUCCGAAGAGAUGAUGUCAUCUGAGCAGCGUAUAAACCAUGAAGGACAGUGGCCAGGGCCAAGGCAGCCUGCGUACGUCCCAGCGGGGGCUGGGCCACCCAUGAGCCGCCCCCUGCAGUCCAACUACCAGUCUCCACAAGCCAUGCAGAACCACAUUCCACAGGUGUCCAGCCCCACUCCCAUGCCCCGGCCAAUGGAGAGCAGGACAUCCCCAAGUAAAUCUCCCUACAUGCCCAGCAACAUCAAGAUGCAGAAGGCAGGUCCACCUGUGCCCGCGUCCCAUAUCAUCCCUUCACCUGUACAGCCUCCAAUGAUGAGGAGAGAUCCUCCGUUCCCUCCAGGGUCUGUAGAGGCCACACAGCCUGUUCUCAAGCCACGCAGGCGACUCACCAUGAAAGAGAUUGGCACACCAGAGGCAUGGAGGGUGAUGAUGUCUCUAAAAUCGGGUCUGUUAGCUGAGAGCACAUGGGCUUUAGACACCAUUAACAUCCUGCUGUAUGAUGACAACAGUAUCUCCAAUUUUAACCUCAUUCAGCUCCCUGGUUUCCUGGAACUAAUAGUGGAGUAUUUUAGACGUUGCCUCAUUGAGAUCUUUGGCAUUCUGAGGGAAUAUGAAGUUGGUGAUCCAGGACAGAGAACCCUGCUAGACCCCAAUGCUCUCAAAGAAGGAGAAAAUGGGGAGGAUGAAGAGGAGCCAGUUGUAAUGGGUAUGGAGGAAGACGGUGAAACCGAGGAGGAGGGUGAAGGGGAAGAAAACUCAUCACAGCAGCGUGUGGAACGUGCCUCAGCAGUGCAGCCUCAGAUAAAGACGGAGAAGAAGGCGGGUGACUCAAAGAAAGAUGAAGAUGGCAAAGUGAUGGAAAACAUUCUGCCUACAGAGCUAAAAUCAACAGAAGCACCCCCUCUAGAUCUUUGUGUGACUCAGGAGAGGCCAAAACAGGCCAGCAAGUUUGACAAACUUCCCUUGAAAGUGGUGAAAAAGAAGGAUCCAUUUGUGGUAGACUGCUCCAGCAAGCUCGGACGGCUUCAGGAGUUUGACAGUGGUCUGGUGCACUGGAGUAUUGGUGGAGGUGACACUACAGAGCAUAUUCAGACCCAUUUUGAGAGCAAGACAGAUUUAUUGCAGUCAGGGAACAGGACAAAGCCUACCCAAACGUGUAGAAGGAAAAAAGCAUCAGAGAAGAUUGAGUGUGAGGCACCCGUAGUACCCUCAUGUAGUGUGGAGCGAAGGAAAGAGGAGGAGCAGACACAACCACAGCAGUCUUCUACCAGACAGUUAACCGAUGGUGUCUCAGAAGAAAAGGAGGAGAAACCUGUCAAAGUCCCUGAGUCUUCAAUGGAACCAGUAUCACAGAAAGAGGAAGAGGAACCAGAAGGAUCAAACCAGGAGACCAGCAAGUUGGCUCUCCUCAACAUCAGUACUUCCUCACAGAGUCAGCAUUCUGUCACUGUUCUAGAGGAUGAACCUCACAGCAAGGACGAAGCCCCACUAAUCACGCUUUCAGACUGGCAGGACUCACUUGCCCGCCGCUGUGUCUGCGUCUCCAACAUAGUCCGCAGUCUUUCGUUUGUUCCUGGCAAUGACUUGGAGAUGUCCAAGCAUCCAGGGCUGCUUCUGCUGUUGGGCCGCCUUGUGCUCCUUCAUCAUCGUCAUCCUGAGCGUAAACAGGCCCCUUUAACGUAUGAGAAGGAGGAAGAGGCAGACAAGGACAUUGGCGAGAAGGACGAAUGGUGGUGGGACUGUUUGGAGCUGCUGCGAGAGAACUGCCUGGUCACGCUGGCUAACAUUUCAGGUCAGCUUGACUUUUCUAUCUACUCCGAGAGCAUCUGCUUGCCUCUGCUUGAUGGCUUGCUCCACUGGGCUGUGUGUCCUUCUGCAGAAGCCCAGGAUCCCUUCCCUACUUUGGGGCUUAAUGCAGCUUUAUCUCCUCAGAGACUGGUCCUGGAAACUCUCAGCAAACUCAGUAUCCAAGACAAUAACGUGGACCUUAUUCUGGCAACACCUCCGUUCAGUCGACUAGAGAAGCUUUUUGGGAACCUUGUACGUCUGGUUGGGGACCGAAAGGUGCCUGUAUGCCGGGAGAUGGCAGUUGUGCUUUUGGCCAACCUUGCCCAGGGUGACAGCCUUGCAGCCCGUGCCAUUGCGGUACAAAAAAGCAGUAUAGGGAACCUUUUGGGCUUCCUUGAGGACAGUUUAGCAGCCACACAGUUCCAACAGAGCCAAGGGUCCCUGCUGCACAUGCAGGGGGCGCACUUUGAACCUACAAGUGUGGACAUGAUGCGUCGGGCUGCUCGGGCUCUACAUGCCCUUGCUAAGGUGGAGGAGAACCACUCGGAGUUUACACUCUAUGAGUCGCGGCUACUGGACCUCUCGGUCUCCCCUCUUAUGAACUCUUCAGUGUCCCAUGUCAUCUGUGAUGUACUGUUUCUGAUUGGCCAGUCAUGACAGCUGUGGGGAGCGGUGGCUCCACCUUCUCUGGUUUUUGUUCUCUCCUCUCCUCCUGUGUCCUUGGUGUGCAGGGAAUGAAAAGCAGAGAAAUGACUUUCCCCCCCUUUUUUAUUUUUAUUUAUGCAAGGAUUUCACCCUUUGGUCCUUUUUUGCUGUGUCUCACUUUGGGGAGGUUAUCACGAAUUAGCUGUGGAUCAUAAACCAGAGCCUCAAGAAAUUAAAAAAAAAAAAAUGACACAAACUGUAAACUCUGCCAACUAACUGAUACGGCCAGGGACCCCAGGUUUUAUGUGCUGCCCAGUGGGGGAAGGGUGGGUUACUUUUUUAUAUCAAAAUAAAUAAAUGAAUAAAAUAAAUAGCAGAGAACCUUUUGACCAAAGUUGCUGUCUCGUUUACAGUGAGUUUGGGGUUAACCGUGCCCUUGCUCUCCACUAAAGGGCGAAUUGAGUACACAUCUCUGGUAUUUGAGUCUGAUUAGAUGAGUGAACACUUUGUUGGUGUUGUAGGUGUUGUGAUGCUGCACGUUCAACCCCGAAGGAGCCACUUCUCAGCCUUGAGCAGGAUACCCUUACAAUGGAAGCCUGUGCAGUAGAUUGUAGACAUUUUCUGUACAGCUCUGUAACCCUUUUCCUUAUGACUGUAAACACUGCAGCACUGUUUCAUGUGGAGAAAUCUUGGCUCAGCAGCUCCACUCUUGUUUUUAAACAGUUUUUAAACUUUAGUUUGAUGGUAAAGAGAGAAAGGCUUUCUCCCCAAAGUAUUGAGAACCUUGGACACCCUUACCGCCUCUCUUUAACCCCUUGAUUGUAUGACAUGACCCUUAUAAAGAAAUCGCCUCCUAGGACUGAUUUUGAACUAAGAUACAGCCCAUGCUAUGAUGUAUAUAAGAUGUUGUACAUUACACUUUUUUUCCCCCCUCUGUCUCUCUUUCUCACCCUGUCUUUCACUCUUAUGCUUCUCACUUGUCUAUGAAGAAUGAAAGCGGACACUCAAGUUGGAUUCAUAGCAUAAAAUCUUUAGAUAUAUAAACAGAACCACCUUUUGGCCUCCCCACAGUUUCUCCAUAGUACAGCAAACAAAUAUUUUAAUUUCUUCUCCUGGUACAAAAUAAACUCUAGAUGAAGAAACACAGUUGAGAUAUUUUUUUUUUCUCCAGUGACAUGAACUCUUCAUAUUUGUAUUUCAGACUAUGUAGCUAAAGCGUAAUGUAAAUUCCUCCUUUUCCCCCUUUUUGGCUCAAUGAAUAUCAUUUAUUCAGUAUGAAAUCUUUAUACUAUAUGUUCCAUGUGGUAAGAAUAAAUGUACAUUAAAUCUU